GGAUAAUGAUGAGACAGCAAAAGAAGAGAAAGUACCUGUGAAAGAGAAGUACGUUGCAAAACCAAAGGCAAUCCCUUCUCUUGGAAGCAAGAAUAGAUUCCACCCCUAUUCAAAGGACAAGAAUGCAGGCACUGGAGAGAAGAAGACUAUUAAUCGCAAUAGAGUUUUUAUUAGCAACAUCCCAUAUGACAUGAAGUGGCAAGCUAUUAAAGAUCUUAUGAGAGAGAAAGUUGGUGAGGUUACAUACGUGGAGCUGUUUAAGGAUGCUGAAGGAAAAUCAAGGGGUUGUGGUGUGGUUGAAUUCAAAGAUGAAGAAUUUGUUAAGAAAGCGUUAGAAACUAUGAACAAAUAUGAUCUUAGUGGAAGACCCCUGAAUAUUAAAGAGGAUCCUGAAGGUGAACAUGCUCGUAGGGCAUUACAGCGUGUAGGAGGACAGUUUCCAGGAGGACAUGGACCUGAUGUGGCACCUGGAAUAAUGAAUUUACCACCUUCUAUUCUCAAUAAUCCAAACAUUCCUCCUGAGGUUAUCAGUAACUUGCAGGCAGGCAGACUUGGGUCCACUAUCUUUGUUGCUAAUCUUGACUUUAAAGUUGGUUGGAAGAAACUGAAGGAGGUAUUCAGCAUUGCUGGAACUGUAAAGCGUGCAGACAUCAAAGAAGAUAAAGAUGGCAAGAGUCGAGGAAUGGGAACAGUUACCUUUGAACAAGCAAUUGAAGCUGUUCAAGCAAUAUCUAUGUUCAAUGGACAAUUCCUGUUUGAUAGACCCAUGCAUGUAAAAAUGGAUGACAAAUCAAUUCCUCAUGAAGAUUUCCGUGUUGCAGACAGCAAAACUUCACAAUUACCUCGUGGUCUUGGUGGCAUUGGCAUGGGACUUGGACCAGGUGGACAGCCCAUUAGUGCAACACAAUUGAGCAUGGGUGGUGGAAUGGGGAGCAUGGGUCCAGGAGGUAUGGGGAUAGAUGGUCCAGGAUUUGGCGGAAUGAAUAGAAUGGGAGGCGGUAUUGCUGGAUUUCGUGGAAUGGAAGGAAUGCCUAAUAUGGGAGGAUUUGGCAUCAACCGAAUGGGAGAAAUGUUCCGUGGUGGAAUGGGAGGAAACAUGGACAGAGAUUUUGGUCGUAGUGACAUGGCAUUGAACCGUGGUUUUGGAGAUUCUUUUGGAAGGAUGGGUGGUGCAAUGAUUGGUGUUUUUGCAGGAGGAAUGGGAGCGCCUAGCAUGGGCCCAGUAAGAUCUGGAAUGAGUGGUGGAAUGGGUGGUAUGAACAGUAUGGCUGGAGGAAUGGGAAUGGGGAUGGAUCGGAUGAGUUCUGGUUUUGAUCGAAUGGGACCAGCUAUGGGUGGAGGCCUGGACAGGAACAUCGAUAUCGAUCGAGGGUUUGUGCCUGGCCCGAUGGGAAGUGGCGUAAGAGACAGAUUAGGCUCUAAAGGCAACCAGAUAUUUGUGAGAAAUCUUCCUUUUGACUUGACCUGGCAGAAGCUAAAGGAGAAAUUCAGUCAAUGUGGUCAUGUAAUGUUUGCAGAAAUAAAAAUGGAGAAUGGAAAAUCAAAGGGCUGUGGAACAGUCAGAUUUGACUCACCAGAAUCUGCUGAAAAGGCCUGUAGGAUAAUGAACGGCAUAAAAAUCAGUGGCAGAGAAAUUGAUGUACGCUUGGAUCGCAAUGCAUAAUUUAAAACUGUGUGUUCAGGAACAUUCCUAUGUCUGUUUAGCUUCUCUAUCCUAGUAAGUCAUUUUUAGUAACAUUGUAUGCUUACAAAAGCUGUAAAAAGGAACUUUUAAAUCCCACCAGCCUUUAACAGUAUAGUGUUUAAUAUACUGUGAUACUUGUUAACUGAAUCUUACUAUGUUUGGUUUUUAAAGACAAUUUGCCUGAUUUUUGUUGUUUUUUUUAGAGGCACUGAACACCUGCAGGUCGCUAUAGACCGUGGAAGCUUUGGAUGCUCAGUGCCUUUGGAAAAUUAGGCCAAGUGUCUCUAGUCAUUCAGUUUAAAUGAAUGGUUAUACUGUUUUUAAUAAAAUAAGCCAUUUUCUCUGUUAA
Molecule: messenger RNA, 2033 nt
Organism: Balearica regulorum gibbericeps (East African grey crowned-crane)
Lineage: Eukaryota; Metazoa; Chordata; Aves; Gruiformes; Gruidae
Source: RefSeq, a predicted model, not a curated record